AUGAGGAUGGAAUAUGGUGACGCUGCUUGGGAACGAAGCGAUAACAUAUUCAACGACUUCAAGAAGAAGGUCAUCAGCCAUGAUGUGCUUCUAGCAGUCACCGAGAUUGGGUCCGACCGGUUGAUUGUCCGAGUCGCAGACCUGGGAGCGUUCAACUUGUGUUUCAGCAUGGUCUUUGAGGAUGGAUUCUCAUCCUUCCUACGUUUUCCAUGUCCGGGCAGACUGAUAUUUCCAGGCGAAAAGGUCCGAAAUGAGGUUGCACUUAUGCCAUUUUUAAAGCAAAACCCGCAUAUCCCUUUUCCAAACAUUAUCCACCAUGGCAUGAGAGACGAGGGUCCCGCAGGACUAGGUCUGUUUAUUCUCAUGGAGUAUGUUGCGCAUGCAUCCAAUCUAGCUACUCAAAUAAGAGCUCCUGGAUAUAAAAGGGGCGAUCGCCCAUUCCUGGAUCCAAACAUUGAAGACGAGAAGCUUGAGCUUUUCUAUGGUCAGAUGGCUGAUAUUUUGCUGGGGUUCUCCAAGCUGUCUCUUGACAAGAUUGGCUCACUGGCCAGAGAUGCGAAAAUUGUUGCAGUCAUUGACUGGGGAUUUACAUAUACCGCCCCUGCAAAAUUCGCAUUUAUCUCACCUUGGUGGCUACUAUGGGAAAUGCCCGAGAAUGGGGGGAGGCUCAGACUGGACAAAAACCUACUAGCCAUGCCUCGAGAUAUUUCUCCGGGUGCUCAAACACCAUACUGGAGACAACAAAUAGAUACUCCGUUAUGCAUUUUCCUGUUAUGGAGUUAG
This is a messenger RNA of Penicillium hordei, 783 nucleotides long. RefSeq lists its product as uncharacterized. Bases 1 to 783 code for a protein of 260 amino acids. The record is from RefSeq and is a predicted model, not a curated record. NCBI's taxonomy places the organism in Eukaryota, Fungi, Ascomycota, Eurotiomycetes, Eurotiales, Aspergillaceae. The transcript is spliced from 2 exons.